UUAAAUACUGCGUCACCAGGGAAGCCCUUAACUUCUUUUGGGUUGAUCUUUUUUUAUUUCUUUUUCUCUCCUCAACUAGAUUGGAAUUCAUUCACUUGGCUUCCGUAGUGGCUGCCCUGGAUAUUUUAACACACAGAAUUCAUUUAUCAAAAUCUAAAUUAAUUGAUAUUUUUACUCUCCUCCAAACAAUUCAGUGCUCUUAGAACACUGUGCGUCUGUUUAGUUCCAUCCCAGGUAUGGGCUGACCUCUCCCUCUCCCCCUGCAGCUCCUGCUUCCUCAGGGUGGGAGGGCUGGGUUUCCUAGUGGCCCUCAUUUACCUGAUGCCUUCGGGGCCUCAGCCUUGGGGGUGUCUCCGAGAGGGUCCACACCUGGGCACAUCCAAGGCUUUCUGUUCGCUCGCCUGCCUCUUCUAAACAGUACAAAUGCUCAAGAUCAGCCAGGCCCUCAGAUGCAGACAGCAGAGGGGUGCCUUGAUUUCCCCUGUUGCCGGUUUUACUUAGCUUUUGCCCUCUGAGGUUCCGAACUUUCUUCCUAUCUCAUCAAUGGGUUAAAAUUUUUUUUCAGUAGUUUAAAACUGUCAUAAUAGUGUGUUUGUUCUCUCUUAAGAGGGUUGGUCAAAGCUGUCUGUUUCAUUAUUGUGACAGAAAUGGCAGUGUUCUCUGAAGUCUUUACUCCCAGUAGGUCCUGGGGCAAGCCUCCUGUGUGUGUGUUGGUGGGGGGCGUGUCCCCUGCACGACGGGUCCCAGCUCUCCCAGCGGCCUGGCAGGCUUGGCCCUGCCAGGAAGGCACCGUCUCUUCUGCUACUGGAACUUGGCAGAAAGGAGUCUCUGACAGUCUGAGUUGAUGAAACGUUCCUCAUGUUUAUCAGUGGUUUUCUGGAACCUUCAGCGAGGAACUGGAUGGGACAUCCCCCUCCGCCCCCCCAGGAAGGCGAAGCCCCCUCAGACGCUGUCUGACAGCAGGGCUUGCCCCAGGCCUUCUGCACAGGGCCCUGUGGGACCCGUGGGGUCUGUUACUGUGACUGCCGGCACCACCUGCAGGUGUGCAGGGGCCCAGAUCCGUGUUUCCUGAUGGUUUUCCGGCAGAUAGAGAAAAGGUUUCCACUUUGUUUUCCUUUCCUCUGUGUCUGGUUAAUAUUUUGUCCCACACUUUGGGUGAGUCCUGACAAAGCCUGUGGUCACCCAGUGCCUCCACCCCCCGGGCCUGAGAGCUAUGAGAAUGACUGGGAACCACGCAUCACCCUCCCCCCUGCUCAGCUCCCUCCUCCUUGCUUGCUGGGUCGUGGGAGGGAGGUGUUGCUGUUGCUUCUGUGGUGGAAACCGCAUUUUACUCCUGUUUCUGAGACGUGACCUUGCCGACCUUGGGACUCCUUGUCGGUCAGCAUCUCUGGGUUUCACCGUUGACCCCGUGGACGCAGCCCCCUCCUCCGCUGCUGCCUGAGAAGGGCUCCACCUCCUGGCUGGGCCACCUCUUUGCUGGGCUGUGUUCAGCUGCAUGGUCUGUCUGCUGGUGGGAAUUGGCCAGCUUUGCAUUCCAGAAAUAUCUGCUGGCCUUUCAGCCUUGGGGGCGGGGAGGUCCUCAGGGAGGCAGUCGGCUUAUGGGAGCGACUCAGGCCAUGGCAGGCAGGACCGGAAGGUCGUGCAGGUUGGCUGGCCCCUACCACCUUGCGUGGAGGUGGGGAGGACAGCAGGCCGGGGUGGGCAGGGCAGGGCUGGGCGGCCUCCUAGAGUCGGCUCCUGUCGGUCUGGACACACCAGUGGGUGGAGGGUGCCGUUCAGUGUCCCAGUGCCCAGCCCUGCCCGCCAAGGUUACCGCCAGUGGCUGUGGGCUGCAGGGGUCUUGGGAUGUCCUGCCCUUGCCGUGGCCCCUUCCCUGCCCUUGCCGUCUCAGCGCCCCGGGGGAGUGGGGUGCAGCACGGAGGCGGGCGUCCUGGGCCCCAUCAGGCCUCAGGCUGUCGCUCCGGCGGGCGGUGGGCGCCGUGCUCACACGUGUUCACACGCUCACGAGGCGCGCACCCCACUCCACGCAGGCGGCACUGGGCAGAGCGUCCCCCUCGGCCCCCGGCCUGCAGGUUGCAGCUUCCUGGGGCUCGUGCUCCAAGCAGACCCCAUCAGGAGCCGGCACAGAGCGUUUCUGUUCCAGAACUCGCGUAGGAAGUUGGAAUCAAGAACCUUCUCGCCCACGUGUGACCGGAGCGUUCCUGCAGUGGGGGCGGGGAGGAGCGAGCAGCGGUCCGGUCCAGCUGCCCCUACGCAGCUCCGGCCUCAGCACCGGCCGGGGUCUGUGACAAGGACAAGCCGACCUGCCUGUGCAGGGGGGGAAGGGCGCCGAGCGACCACGUGGUGAGGUCGGUGGGCGGUGCGGCUACUGAGAGCUCGGCAGCACCCGGCAAAGGGCAGCCAUCGUCACAGCCCAGUGAACUGUUGAUUUGAAGACUCAGAAUUGUUACGAUGUUAGUUUUCUUCAUGUUGGUGUGUAGAUUCAAUGCAACUGCAAGCAAAAUCAUAGCAGCGUAUUCUGGAGAAACUGAGAAGCUGAUUCUGAAAUUCAUGGAAAUGCAGAGGACCUAGAAUAAUUAAAACAACUUCAAAAAUGAAGAGCAAAGUUGGAGGGCCAACACUACCUGAUUUCAGACCCAGGGCAUUUGGGUCACCAAGAUGAGGUGUCUGUCCCAGAUUGGAGAAGGCUUUCUGGAGGAGGUGAUGCCUUAGCUGGCACUGAAACGAGGAGGGCAGCCAGAUGCACUGGAGGUGGUAGCCUUGCUACUCUGGACCAGCCGGGAAGGAUGGCAGAUGAGUGAAAGGAGGUGCACAGGUUGAAGACAUUGAUUUGAGUUGUUCUCAGGUUAUGGGCAGUGCCUUCCCAACUGAUGCUGAGGGCAUCCCACUGACCUGCUGACAUCCGUCCACCUGGGUCCUCAGGAAAAGGCUGCCAUGUCCCAGACACAGGACUACGAAUGCGAGAGCCAUCAUGCUGGCCUGCAGGAGUCUCGGAUUUCAGGAUCUAGCACGAGGCUGGAGUGGGUGGAGAUCAUCGAGCCGCGCACGCGCGAGCGCAUGUACGCCAACCUGGUCACGGGCGAGUGCGUGUGGGACCCGCCGGCCGGCGUGCGCAUCAAGCGGACCAGCGAGAACCAGUGGUGGGAGCUCUUCGACCCCAACACGUCGCGCUUCUACUACUACAACGCCACCACCCAGCGCACGGUGUGGCACCGGCCGCAGGACUGCGACAUCAUCCCCCUGGCCAAGCUGCAGACCCUGAAGCAGAACACCGACUCCCCCAGAGCCUCGGCUGAGAACAGCCCUGGGAGGGGCAGCAGCGUCAGCCACGACGGCAGCACCAGCUCGUCCCUGGAGCCUGAGCUGGAUGCCGGCGACAAGGUGCAGGAGAGUCUGGGGCGAGCCAGCCGGCAGGCCGUGCUCGGGGCGGUGAAGGAGGAGAGCGGCAGUUCCUCACCGUCAGGAGGUCUUCUUGAGAAGGACUAUGAGAUUUACCAGGACUACAGUGUGGACGGCCACCUUCUCCACUGCAGGACCUCCUCGCUCCGCUGGAACUCGGGCACCAAGGAGCGCAUGCUCAUCAAAGUUGCCGACAGGGAGCCCAGCUUCCUUUCCCCCCAGGGCAACGGCUACCCCCUGGACAGCCAGCCCAGGGGUCGCUCCCGCAGACCCUCUGGGGGACAGCACUCGCCCAGCCUACAGACCUUCACCUCCGACGCGGACGGCCCUGUCUUCUUCUCAGAGCGGAGGCCGUCACCCUUCCUGAAGAGGGCUGAGCUGGGGAGCUGCUCCCCACUGCUGGCCCAGCCCCGCAAGCCCGCCGCCGACUCUCAGCCGUCCUCCCCGCGUUAUGCCUACGAGCCCCCCCUCUACGAAGAGCCCCCCGUGGAGUACCAGGCCCCCAUCUAUGACGAGCCCCCCAUGGAUGUGCAGUUUGAGGCCGGCGGGGGCUAUCAGGCCGGCUCGCCUCGGCGGUCUCCCAGCCGCAAGCCGCCCAAGCAGGCCUCCGCGUCGCCCUACCAGCAGCUGGUGCUCACCAGGCAGAAGUGCCCCGAGCGCUACCUGAGCCUGGAGUACAGCCCGGCUGGCAAGGAGUACGUCCGCCAGCUGGUGUAUGUGGAGCAGGCCGGCUCCAGCCCCAAGCUGCGCGCGGGCCCGAGGCACAAGUACUCGCCCCACCCAGGCGGCGGCUCCCUCUCCCUGCAGCCCAGCCCCUGCCUGCUGCGCGACCAGCGCCUGGGGGUCACGUCCGGGGACUACAGCAGCAUGGAGGGGCCCGAGCUGCGGUCCGCCCAGCCGCCCAUGCCACUGCCCCAGGCCCAGGACGAUGCCAUGUCCUGGUCCAGCCAGCAGGACACCAUGUCCUCGACGGGCUGCUCCCCCAGCACACGAAAGAGGAAGAGCAGGAACCCCUCUGCGUGCCACACUCCCAGCGCCCUGCCCACCGAGGGCCCCGGGGACCGCGACCCGCUUGGCCAGCAGCCCCUGACCGAGGAGCGGCCCCUGUGCGGCCCCAGCCUGGCACCCACAAGGCGUGCAGAGGGCGAGGCGCGUGAGGGGGACGGGACCCGGGGUGAGGCCGAGCCCUUCCUGGCUCAGGCCCGGCUGGCCUGGGAGGCACAGCAAGCCCGCUUGCACAUGAAGCAGAGGGGCAGCUGGGACUCACAGCAGGACGGCUCGGGCUACGAGAGCGACGGGGCCGUGCCGCUGCCCAUGCCUGGGCCUGUGGUGCGCGCCUUCAGCGAGGAUGAGGCGCUGGCCCAGCAGGAGAGCAAAAAGCACUGGCAGAGGGCCGCCUCGGACCGGCUCGCCUUCCCCCAGGCCCUGCUCGAGAAGAGCGUGUCUGUGCAGACCAGCCUGGCCUCCCCGGAGCCCUACCUCCACCCCUCUCAGUCUGAGGACCUCGGCACCUGCGCCCAGUUCGAGAGCAGCCGGCAGACCCGGAGCGUGAUGCCCAGCGCCAGCUGCGUGUUCCCCACCUUCACACUUCGCAAGCCGUCCUCAGAGACCGACAUCGAGAACUGGGCCUCCAAGCACUUCAACAAACACACACAGGGCCUCUUCCGGCGGAAGGUGUCCAUUGCCAACAUGCUGGCGUGGAGCAGCGAGUCCAUCAAGAAGCCCAUGAUCGUAACCAGCGACCGCCACGUGAAGAAGGAGGCCUGUGAGGUCUUCAAGCUGAUCCAGAUGUACAUGGGCGACCGGCGCGCCAAGGCCGACCCGCUGCACGUGGCCCUGGAGAUCGCCACCAAGGGCUGGAGCGUGCAGGGCCUGCGGGACGAGCUCUACAUCCAGCUGUGCCGGCAGACCACCGAGAACUUCCGCCUCGAGAGCCUGGCCCGCGGCUGGGAGCUCAUGGCCAUCUGCCUGGCCUUCUUCCCGCCCACGCCCAAGUUCCACUCCUACCUGGAGGGCUACAUCUACCGGCACAUGGACCCCGUCAACGACACCAAAGUGACACAGCACAUGAAAGCGCUUCUGGAAAGGAACAGUAAGAAGAAGUCCAAGUUGAGAAAGAAACCCAAGCCUUAUGUUGAGGAGCCGGAUGGGGUGGCAAUAAGCACAUACGCCAAGUACUGUUACCACAAGCUGCAGAAGGCGGCCCUGACUGGAGCCAAGAAGGUGGCCCAGCAGGAGGCGCCUCUGGUGACUCAGGGGCCAGGGAGUUGGGGGUCCCCGGCUCGGGCCUGGGGCUCACAGGGACGAGAGGACAGAAGGAGGAAAGAGGGCGGUGCGCUGCAGGAGGUCAUGAGCAUGCAGAGGGAGCGCUUCCCCGAUCGGCAGCUGCCCUGGGUGCAGACUCGGCUGUCGGAGGAGGUGCUUGCACUCAACGGUGACCAGACGGAAGGCAUCUUCAGAGUCCCUGGGGACAUUGAUGAGGUGAAUGCCCUGAAGCUACAGGUGGACCAGUGGAAGGUGCCUACAGGCCUGGAGGACCCCCACGUCCCAGGUAAGCCCCCAGUCCCCUCAGCAGCAGGAGCAGCUCGGACGGUUCAGCCCUCCCUGCUUUCCGUCGUGAAGGGACAGCCCUCUGGUCCAUUUCCAGCACAGACGUCCCCCUGCCGUUGGACAGCCUCCGCGGCGCCUCCCUCCGCUUGCCUGCGCACGGUGGCUGCAGAGCCUCUCUUGGUUCCCGGCGCUCGGGGUCAGUCCAGGCCCUCAGGACCAGGAGCCCGCAGGCCUCCGGCCGCGCAGUCCACACGGCUAGGUGGACACCUCCCGUCUGGUCCUGGCCCCUCGCCCCCACUCCCGACACACACGGCCGCUUUCGCCCCUUGCUGCUGGUGGGGCGGGUCCCCGACUGCCCCGCCCAGCCGAAACCCCCGCGCUGCGUCCCCAGCGUCGCUGCUGAAGCUGUGGUACCGGGAGCUGGAGGAGCCCCUGAUCCCCCACGAGUUCUACGAGCAGUGCAUCGCGCACUACGAGAGCCCCGAGGCCGCCGUGGCCGUGGUGCACGCGCUGCCCCGCAUCAACCGCCUGGUGCUGUGCUACCUCAUCCGUUUCCUCCAGGUGUUCGUGCAGCCCGCCAAUGUGGCCAUCACCAAGAUGGACGUCAGCAACCUGGCCAUGGUGAUGGCGCCCAACUGCCUGCGCUGCCGCUCGGACGACCCGCGCAUCAUCUUUGAGAACACUCGCAAGGAGAUGUCCUUCCUGCGCGUGCUCAUCCAGCACCUGGACACCACCUUCAUGGAGGGCGUGCUAUAGCGCGUGGGCACCGAGGGACCGAGGGUGGGGACGGAGCCUGCCCGGGUGCGCCCGGGCAGGGGGCACGCGGGGAGGGGGGAGGGGACGCCCGAGAAGCGGAGGUAGCAUGCCGGCUCCGCCCAUGCCCGCCCCAGCCCUGGAACCCGCAUCCCCCGACCCGGGCCCUCGGCCUGAAGGCGCAACCAAGGCAGAGGGGCUGCGGGAAGGGCGCCUCUGCCCCGCCCCGGGCCUCGUGGCCGUGUCGUUCGGCGCUGCCGCGCCCACCGCCAGCCGCGGUCCGGCCGCGAGAAAGUGCCUUCUGUUUCCUGGAGCCAAGUGACACUGCCCCUCCCGGCCGGCCCGAGAGCACAAGCCGCCCUUGCUGGGGCGAGCCGCCUUGCUGGGGCUGCUGCGCUCAGCUUGGCCCCGGCCCAGCCCGGCUGCCCAUCUUGCUCUUCCUCUGCCCUCCCCCUGACCUGGGGGGGGUCUCCUGAUCUGCGACUUCCGCCCUCCCCAGUCCCUUCCCGCCCCCUCCCCCUGCCACUUGUGGCCUCCACCGUGGUGACUGCACAGGAGUUUGGGGGCUCCAGGGCUCUGGGCUUUUCACCACCAGAGCAGAACCUGGCUGGUGCUGGGCCCGAUAGGCUCUCUCUGGGUAGAAAGGGGCCCCCAAGCCAAAGUCCUCUGGGGUGGGGGGCAGGGUUGGGCAGGCAUUCUUUGGGCAGGGUGGGGGAGGGGCAAGAGUAUUUUUUCUUCGUGUAACUAUAAAUUCAGAAUCUAUCCCGCAUCCCAACCCACCUGUGUAUAGAGAUAUAAAUAGAGCGAAAGAUAUAAGAACUAAAUUUGCUAAUGACAUAGUCUUAACCCAAAUGUUAUUUAUUUGAGUCCUCUCCCGUCCUCUGCAGACAAGUUGAGAUCAUUCCUUUUCUUCUCCACCCUCUUGGCUUCUGACCAAAAAUCAAACCCUGCCCCAUCCCCAUCCAGGACCUGCAUCAGAUGAGAGGGAAGGAGCCCUGAACUGGGGGACCAGAGGGGCACCGGCGACUGCCCUUCCUCGAGGCCAGAGCCGGGGCGGGGGCAGGGUGGGUGGGUGGAGGGGAGGUAUCUAGACUCUCAGUUUGUACAUUUUCCAAUUUGUAAUUUUGAGUUCCAAUUGUGGUAAAACUUAAUUUCUCCCCGGUUAUAUAUAUAUAUAUAUUUAGAGUUGAGUUUUUAUUUAUUAUUAAGAACAAAAAAACCCAGUCCUGCCGAGGCCUGGUGUCCACUGGGGGAGCGUCCUCAGUCUGGGAGUCUCGGGGCCUGGGUAGGGGCGGCCCGGCCACAGACUCUCGCUAUGAUGCACGGACUCGAGAGAUGACAACACUGUGUGUGAAUAAAGUACGUAUGGACACUU
Messenger RNA from Delphinapterus leucas (beluga whale), 8077 nucleotides. Lineage: Eukaryota; Metazoa; Chordata; Mammalia; Artiodactyla; Monodontidae. The record is from RefSeq and is a predicted model, not a curated record.